AAAAGAUCUGGAUUGAAUCUGCCAUGGAAAGUGAAGUGUCGCAAGUCGCUGCACUCGACAGGGAAGCCACCACCAACCCCCUCCCUUCCAUCAUGCAUUGAGCGACAGCGAUGACCUGAGCUCAGACAUUGUCCUUGGCGACCGAGUAUUAUCAGUCGUAAAUGUGUCACUACUCCCCGAACUCCACUUUGUAUGACCGGAUCUUCAUGCUCUACGACAUCUCGUCUCCUAUCUUUCCGCCUAGAGUUGCAACCCUACAGUCUGCCACAAACAAGCUUUCAUCGAAGAACAACACCCCGAUCUUGACGACACCCAUCCAGACGAUCGCGAACGACGAAUCAUCUGGGCGAAAAUGACAGGUCACAGUGCGCCUGAAGCUGAGAAACAUCCCGCCGCCGUCGAGCUCCCCGCCGAGUCUGAAACACCACCACAGAAGGCGGCUUCCCCUGAUCUCCAACCAGGGGAGUACAACCCCUUUGUGGGCGCGAAGCCCUCCUCACCCUUUUAUCGCCAUGCCACCCCAUCAGUGACCAUCGAUCGCCUGAAGGCGGAAAGCGAGAAACCCAAGCCCACCAGCACCCAGCGAUAUAUUUCCCCGGUCAUCCCCGAGAGCCCGCCCAUGUUCAACGUAUCUGCUUUGGAGUCAGGCAGCCGUCAUGAGUCGUCGUCCAAUCUGUGGGGCCAGCCCCAGCGACGCUGUGGCUGCAUGAGCCGGCUCAGCAGGAAGCAGCGUAUGAUGGCCAAGGGAGUCAUUGCCGUGGUCGUACUAGGAACCAUGAUUGCGAUCGCGGUCGGAAUCACGGUCGCUGUUGGAGGAGCCGUGUGGAGGUCGGAUCACCGACAAGAGCUCAUCGGCUAAGAUACCAGGCAGGAGUCUCGGAUCUGUCCCCUCCGUCGAUACUUCGAUGCUGCAAUGUUUGGAUCGUACCUCAAAAGCAA
Messenger RNA from Aspergillus saccharolyticus JOP 1030-1, 939 nucleotides. RefSeq lists its product as uncharacterized. NCBI's taxonomy places the organism in Eukaryota, Fungi, Ascomycota, Eurotiomycetes, Eurotiales, Aspergillaceae. Bases 353 to 859 code for a protein of 168 amino acids. The record is from RefSeq and is a predicted model, not a curated record. The transcript has 2 exons.